Dovyalis caffra is the source of this 2589-nucleotide messenger RNA. The record is from the annotation of a GenBank genome assembly. NCBI's taxonomy places the organism in Eukaryota, Viridiplantae, Streptophyta, Magnoliopsida, Malpighiales, Salicaceae.
AUGGAUUCAAGAACUCUUCUUGAUCAUGCUCUCUUUCAACUCACACCCACCAGAACCAGAUGUGAUCUGGUGAUUUAUGCUGGUGUUGUGAAUGAGAAAUUGGCAUCUGGCCUCUUAGAACCAUUCCUUCAACACUUAAAAACUGCUAAAGAUCAGAUAUCAAAAGGAGGGUAUUCCAUUUCUCUUCGUCCUCUGUCUCCCAAUGCCUUCUGGUUCACUAAAGCCACUCUUCAAAGAUUUGUGAGGUUUGUUAGCUCACCAGAAGUUCUUGAGAGAUUUGUGACAAUAGAGACGGAAAUAGAGCAGAUUGAGAGUUCCAUUCAAUCAAAUGAGCUAUCAAAUGGAGAUGCAGAAGGUGCUGCUGGAAAUUACCAAAAGUCAACUGUCUCAUCUAAGUCAAGAGGAGAUCAAAAUGGAGGCAGUGAUGGUGUACAAGAAGAAAAUUCCAAGGUUCGUCUUCAUCGUGCUUUGGAAACUAGGAAAGCUGUUCUUCACAAAGAGCAAGCAAUGGCAUAUGCCCGUGCCUUGGUCACUGGAUUUGAACCAGACUUUAUAAAUGAUCUUAUCUCUUUUGCUGAUGCUUUUGGAGCUUCACGUUUAAGUGAAGCAUGCAUAAAUUUCGUGGAACUAUGCAAGAAGAAGAAUCAAGAUCGGCUUUGGAUGGAUGAAAUAGCAGCAAUGCAAGCAUCUCGGCUGGAAUUGCCUUAUCUUGGAACUUCUGGUAUUGUACUUGCUGGUGAGGAAAAUUACCCUGGUCAAAUUGGUGGUCUCUCUGGCGGGAAGCAUAAUGGUUCGAUCGAUGCAUCAGAAUCAGCUACAAGUCUUGGAAGUUUAGACCUAAACCCAGAUAGUGGUUUGCCAACAUCAGCUCAGAUGCAAUCAAAUGAUGGGAAAGCUCAUAUGCCAAUGCCAUGGCCAAACCAUCAUCCUCAGUACAUGCACAACUUUCAAGGUCCUGUAUUUCAACAAAUGCCGCCGUAUCAAGGCUACCUUUUUCCUGGUAUGCAGUAUGGCUCUCCAUAUUUUCCGGGGAACAUGCAAUGGCCUCCAAAUGUUGAUGAUUCUACCCUUGGUCAAGACUGGGAACCUGAUGAUCGUCAGAAGCAUAGAUCAUCCUCCAGGCACAAGAAGUCUUCUCAUCGAAAAGAUGUGCAAGCUUCGAAUCAAGAUGAAUCCACUGAACCCAGUGAUUCAGAAACUGAAUCAGAUGAAAAUCUGCCAAGUGACAAAAAUCAGUCAUCGUUUGAUAGGAUCCGCAGGAAAAAGCAUGGGAAGAAGUCCUCAAGAAAGGUUGUCAUUCGCAACAUCAAUUAUAUUACUUCAACAAAGGAUGAAGAAAAAGGCAGCAUGUCUGACACCACAUCUGAUGAAGAUGAAUUUAUUGAUGGAGAAGCUCUCAAGCUGCAAGUACAGGAAGCUGUUGGCUCAUUGGAGAGACGGCAUAAAUCAACCUCUCGACAUCACAAGAAAUCACAGCACAGCGCUAUAGAUGGUUCGAAUGAUGCUACUGAUCAGGAAAGCAAGAAUAUAACUGCAAAUAAUCUUAAAGGAGAAAAAGGAAAGGACCACUGGGGUGCCUUUCAGAGCCUUCUCCUGCAAGACAGAGAGUUGGACUCUUUUGGAACUGAACCACAUCCCCCACAGAUUCAGAGAGAUGACCUUACAGCUAAAAGCUACGAGGUGGGAAGGUCAUUGGAAUUUAAUCUGGAAUCUGAGGGAAUAAGGAAGCAAAGAGCAUUAUCAAAUGAUUCAUUCAUCGCAACAAAGAAGGAGCCUGGUUAUGAAGGUAAAUCUCACGUUGAAAACUUUGAAGCUGGUGCAAAUGUCCACCCAAUGAUAAAGAAAAGGGAUAGCACAUAUGAGUUGUUAUUUUCUCAAAGAGCUGGAGAAUCAGGGAACUAUCCCCGACAUACUGCUGCUGAAUAUUCCACUGAAUCUCAAGCAAUCAAAAGUCAAAAAGAAGGGGAUUGGUUUUUUAGCAGCCAACUGGACAAGUCAGUAAACAGGGAUCAUCACAUGGACUGUAAAGUAUUUAGUAGCGAUUAUGAUUUAUCAUUAACUGGUGAGCAUUUCCAAACUGAGAAAAAUAAGAAAGAUGUUCUAGCGGAUGACUCAUUCAUGAUCCAAGCUCGACCUUUAGUAGAUGAUCGACCUGAUUCACUAUUACGGACAGACAUAAGCAUUGCUCCAGAUGUAGUUGAAGCUACUCAAUAUGAGAACGGUACAACAGAGAUUUCGCACGAUAAAUCUAAAGCAUUUGAUGUCCAUGAACCAGAUGACCUUUACAUGGUGCUUGGGCGGGAUUCGGCUGCUGAGCAUGCUUUAUCGCCUUGGACUCCAGAAAUGGAUUAUGAAACAAAUGCUGCUCGGGAUAAGCUUUCUUCUAACAGUACAGGCACCAAUGGCAAAAAAAGUGGAAAUCCUGGUGGAAAAGUUGCUGGUAAAGAAGCCAGGUCAAAAGUUCCUAAUGGAUCUCUUGGUAGGAGCAAAUCUGACAUCAUGUCAAGGACGAAGAAACCAACUUCUGCAAGCAGAACCACACUUCCGAAGAGCAAAUCUGAGAAGGUAUUCGACAAGGAUUUAAGCUAG